ACGAGGCAAUAUGGCUCCCGGCGGUGGAAGGGAGAGCCUUCACCCCUUUUGAAGCGGUGAAGCGCGGCCGGGGUGGGGGGAGGGGAAGUGACUAGAGUCCAUCAUCGUUUUUAUCCUCUCAGCCUUUCCUAAAUCCGGCCGGCCUCACUCCUCCUCCUCACCCAAAUCCAAUCUGUUGGUCUCCUCCCCACCCCGCCCUCAUCCCCUCGCCCGCUCACCCCUCCCCUCGGGAAUCCUUUUCCCGCCCCCUCGCCCCCCGCGGAGUGCGCACGCGUCCGUCCCCAGCUUCGCGCCCAGAUCGCCACCUAACCUGCUCGCGCAGCCGCCGUCUCGUCUGCCCACCGACCAAGCAUGGGCGUCCAGGGCUUCCAAGAGUUCCUGGAGAAGCGCUGUCCCGGGGCCGUGGUGCCCGUGGACCUCCUCAAACUCGCGCGCACGGUCUCGCGCCAGCAGCAACAGCACCAGCAUCGCCAGCUGCCUCCUCCGGCAGCGCUAGCUCCCGGGGCUCCACGCACCGCCAGGGGCUCUGCGCCUCUGCAACCGCCACUCCCGCCCGCUGCCUUGGGUGCCUACUCCGGGGGCGCGGGGCCGACUCGGCACCAUCACCCCGCUCACCACUUCCACCACCACGGCCAGGCGCACCCUGGGCUGCACCCGCCGCCCCCUCCGCUGCCCGGGGCCCGGGUGCUUGUGGACGCGGGCUCGGCGCUUCCGCGGCUUUAUGGUGGCUACCAGACGGAUUGGGUGUGUGGUGGCCAAUGGAACGCCAUGCUGGGCUACUUGUCAGCGCUAUGCCAGGCUUGUGCCUAUCCCGGCGGCGACGGCCUGGAGCUGGUGGUCAUGUUUCCCGGGGGCCUGGGAAAGGACCGGCUGGCCGAGUGGGGCCGUCGGUGCCAGGCCGAGCGGCAGACAGCGCAACUGAUCGUGGGACACGUGGGCAACAAGGGCACCCCUCCUCCACGGGCCUGGUUCCUGCCACCGGCCUGCCUGAGCCACUGCGUGAGGCUAGCACUCAUCCGCUUCCGGGUCAAGGUCUUUCAGAGCCUUGAAGACCACCAUUUGGAAGUGGUGGCUUUUUUCAGGGAAAAUGGCUUCCAUGGCCUUCUUGCCCAUGAUUCCGAGUAUGCCCUCUACAAUAUUCCCUCUUACUACAGUUCCCAUGCUCUGAAGCUGAGCUGGAAUGGGAAGAAUCUCACUACCAAUCAGUUCCUGAUGCAGGAAGUAGCCAAGCAGCUGGGCCUGAAACGGAUGAAUUUUCCUAUAUUUGCUGCACUGCUAGGUAACCACAUUCUCCCAGAUGAGGACCUGGCUGCUUUUCACUGGAGCCUCUUGGGACCAGAACAUCCCCUUGCAUCACUUAAGGUCCGAGCUCAUCAGCUGGUUCUUCCUCCCUGUGAUGUGGUGAUCAAGGCUGUUUCUGAGUAUGUUAGCUCCAUUAAAGACCCUUCAAAUCUGGAUGUGGUUGGGAAGGAUGUUUUCAAACAGUCUCAGUCUAGGACAGAAGAUAAAAUAGAGAGAUUCAAGAAAGCAGUUGAGUACUAUUCAGUCACAACCAAACUCUCUUCACUGCCAGUGGGUCCCUCCUCCUUUCUAGGUUUUCGGAAUAAUCGGCUUGGAAAUCCUCCCCUUCCACGAAAUCAGAUGGGCACUAUCUCUGCUGGAAAGCCAAUGUUUUCUCACCAUGUGCCCCAGAAAAUGAAAUAUCCACCACCAUUCCCAACGGGGCCCAACUCCUCUCUUCUCUUCUCUUCCCAUGCUUUGGGGGAAUCCCAUCCUUUUUCUGAGGAUCCCAUGCUGCAGGACAGCCCCUUUGCCAAUUGGGCUGUCUCUUAUGACUCCUCUGCAUCCCAGUUUCCCAAUUACCUGACUUCCAAAGCUUCACCUCCUUUGGGACCAGACUCUUCUCACUCCUCUUCCUCUGAUGGUGAUGAACCAAAUGGAGCCAGCUCUGAUCGUAUCAUGGAAACACUUCAGCAGCAGCCUGGAUGGGAUGAUCCAAAUGGUGACAGAGGGUCCUGGGUACAGCCCAUCGAUGCUGGAGUUUCAGAUGCCAGCCUGGGUGAUGGCGAGCCCCACAUCCCAUCCCUGCUGUCUAUGUCUACAAGGAACCACAUGGACAUCACCAUUCCACCCUUACCUCCAGUAGCUCCAGAAGUCUUGCGGGUUGCUGAACACAGACAUCGAAGGGGUCUUAUGUAUCCAUAUAUCUACCAUGUUCUCACUAAGGGUGAGAUUAAGAUCCCCGUAUGUAUUGAAGAUGAGUGUAACAUGGAGCUGCCUCCAGCUGCUCUCCUGUUCCGGUCAGCUCGUCAGUACGUAUAUGGGGUCCUUUUCAGUCUGGCAGAAACACAACGGAAAAUGGAACGCCUAGCUAUACGGCGGCGGCUACCUGUGGAAGUUCCUUCAGUGAUCCUCAAAGAGUGGUCUGCCUAUAAAGGGAAGUCACCUCAAACCCCCGAGCUGGUGUCUGCACUGACGUUUCGGGAAUGGACUUGCCCAAAUCUCAAGAAGCUCUGGCUCGGCAAAGCAGUGGAGGACAAGAACAGAAGGAUGCGGGCCUUCCUGGCCUGUAUGAAGUCAGAUACCCCCAGUAUGCUCAAUCCAGCUAAUGUCCCAACCCAUCUGCUGCUCAUGUGCUGCGUACUCCGAUACAUGGUUCAGUGGCCUGGUGGCCGAAUCCUGCAUCGCCAUGAGCUAGACACUUUCCUUGCACAGGCAGUAUCUACCCAGCUUUAUGAGCCAGAUCAACUUCAAGAACUCAAGAUUGAGAAACUGGAUGCCCGAGGGAUCCAGCUUGCUGCCCUCUUCAUGAGUGGGGUCGACACAGCUCUGUUUGCCAAUGAUGCCUGUGGCCAGCCAGUCCCGUGGGAGCACUGCUGCCCCUGGAUUUACUUUGAUGGCAAGCUGUUCCAGAGCAAGUUGAUUAAAGCAGGCCGAGAGCGAGUAUCCCUGGUUGAGCUCUGUGAUGGCCAGGCUGAUCUGGCAACCAAAGUGGAAAAGAUGAGACAGAGUAUCCUUGAAGGAGUCAACAUGAACCAUCCACCACCUUCCGCUCUACUUCCGUCACCUACUUUUGUGCCUCCCAUGGUGCCCCCUCUCUACCCUGUUUCACUUUAUUCCCGAGCCAUGGGCUCAAUGCCACCUCCCCCUCAAGGAAGGAGCCGGGGAUUCACAGGUCUCCAUCCAAUCCCUCCUCAAGGAGGAAAACUGGAGAUUGCUGGGAUGGUUGUGGGCCAGUGGGCUGGCAGCAGGUCCUCCAGGGGCCGAGGCUCUUUUGGCAUGCAAGUGGUCUCGGUUGGUGGGCCAGGAAAAGGGCAUGGAAAAGAACAGACUGGUAGAGGAUCCAAAGGACACAAAAAAGGAAAUAAACAAAGCACUUCAGAUGGAGUUUCCAAAUCCCUAGAGCCUCAUCAGGGUCGGUCCCACUCACAGGUAAAUGGAAACAAUGGCACAUUGAUCAAGGAAGAGAAGAGUGAUCAUCAUCUUCCAGCUCCAUCACAGUGUGCCUUAUCCAGAGACAGCAACGUGUGUACUAAUGGUAACCGCUACUUCCCCGUGAAGAAUGGGGAGAAGAGCUGCUUACGAGAGCAAAAGCUAGGAACUGUGGCACAACAGAAGGAGGAAUAAUGAGCAGAAGAUGGCUUCAGCAGAUCAGGAAGAGAGGAAAACCUUUACCUUUCUGAUUGUAGGCCCAAGUUAGAGGAAGACAUAAAUGCUUACCCUAGAUUUAUCCAAGAUUUUGUUGGGACAUCCUAUUGUAUUCAUCUUUUCCCUUUCCCUGUCUUUUUCUGACCUCCAGACUUCGUGGUCUGCUUCUGGGAAAGCUCUGGUAAAAGAUGAAUGGCAACAGGACUAGGUCCUAUUCUUAAGUAGAAUAUGUAAUGCCAGUAGUCUCUUUGCCUCCCCUGGGAGUGUAGUAAGGCAGUGUCUGUCAGAAAUCUGGUGUCAUCAUGUAAGGCCCUAUAGAAAAGCUCCAGCUUUGGUUUUCUGAGUCUUCAUCAUGUUACUCUUUACAAAACUUGUGGGAUGGCAGGGACUGCUGUCUGUGGCUUCCUACCUUGCUUUUUUCUCUAUGAAUUCGUGAGACCUUGGUAUAUAAUCAGUGUCUGCCUUCCUCUCGUUCUUUCCCCCCAUUCACCUAACCCAGGAUUUUAUACAACCGCCUCUAACUCUGGCCUGACAAUCAGAUAGGUAAAUGUUUUCAGGGAAGUGAAAUAGUAUUGGUUAUUUUAUUUUAUUUUAUUUUAUUUUUUAUUUUAUACACUUUAAAAAAAAAAACUACCAAUGGCCUUUGUACUGGGGGAUUCAAGUGAGUCAGAAAAGUACGGGCAGAUUUUUCCUGCCUCUGAACUAAUGCAUUGUUUGUAAAAUAGAAGAUGUGGUGCAGUUCACCCACUCCCUGCUGCCCACACCCUGAAAGGGUGGGAAUCAAUGUAAUGAAACUGAGUACGAAAAGGAACUCAAAAGAUGGUGUGUGCGUGUGUGUGCGUGUGUGUGUUUGGGUAUGGGCGUGUGGGUGUAUGUAUAUAUGAAUGUGUGUAUCUAUAUGCAUACACAUACCCUUUAUAUAAAGAGACAGAUCUAUUUAUCUAUACAUAUUUUAUAUAUAUAAAUAUAUGUGUGUGUGUGUGUGUGUAUGUGUGUGCGUGCACACGUACCUACAUACAUGGUGAUGUCCCAGAAGAUUUGCUGAAUUUCCCAGAAAUGCUUCCACUGCUAUGGAGUGGUGGGUUUCAAAAGACCACACUUUAAAAUCCUUACUGAGUCACAGCCCAUCGGUUAUGAGAAGAUGGGCUUCUCUAAAGCAGACAAAAAAAUACUUUCCAGAGAUUGCCCGUUCAGAACAACAAACAGUUGGGUUGUCACAAGUUUAAUCUUGAACGGAGUCCUCACAUCCCAUAUAGUGAACAAGAAGGUUGGAAGGGGGUGGGGAAUAUUUGGGCAUUUCCUUCUGCUAGAGCAGCCUAGUUCAGAGAGAGAAGGGGGAUGGGAGGUGAUUACCAGGGCUUGCAGUUAAUUUGCAGGAAAUCUCAUCUGGAGCUUCUGGGUCAAACCGACCUCAGGCUAGAAUUAAUUGCCAUGAAUCCCUGAAGGAGAGAGAACUAGCAUUGGAAAGAUGGGGUAGGGAAGUGUGAGGAAAUCGACAAUUUGGUUUUACAUGCCUAGAUUGUUUUAUUUGUUCAUUGACAUUUUGACUACUGGAUCUUUUCAUUUGCUUUGCAAGGAAGACUUCAGAGGACUCUGGCCCAGGCCUUUGGGGGUACUCUGUAAAGGUUCCCAGCCCCUGAUGAGGCCAGAAUCUGCCCAGGACAAAAAAGCUGUUCUUCCCUGCCAGAGAUACUCUUGAGGCAACCUUGCAUUUCCAGUUUCCCUCCUCAGCAGCUUAAGUAUGAGGGAUGGGAACAUGGCUUACAACAGAUUAGCAUUGUGUCUUCAUUCAGGAAUUGAGGCUUUCAGCCUCACACAUCUCCUUUUGGGCUUUGUGAUACUCUUGCCCAAGAAGUAAUGUCUACAGGAAUUCAACUGACUAGCAGGAUUUCUCUCUUUUUGAAAAACCCCAUGCACCUUAACCCACAGUAAGUCCUUGGCGAUUAUUUUCCAGACAACCAAAAGUCUGUUUGCUUACUGCCCACUUACAAUGAGCGCAUCAUGAGAGAUUGAAAACAGUCUCAGACUGUUUAAUCCUAGUCUAGCCCAGUUUAAGAGAACCUACAACUUGUAGGGGGAGGGAGCCCUUAGAAUGUCUCUCCCCCUGCCCAGACACUUCUUACAUAAACCAAAGCAAGAUGACAAAAGUGAACACCUAGCAAGAUAUAACCAGAAACAAAGUGUACAAAAGCCUCCUCUUUGGAAUUUGCUCCUUUAAUUUGGUCCCCCCCCCCUUCUCUUGGGCCUGCUCAGACUGUCACAAAAAUCUUGAAGGUUAGGAUUUCUAUGUCCAGCAAGAGAAGGAUUCGGUACUGAACUUAGACAGCUUGGAAAUUUCUUUCUGGAGCCAAAGAGGGAGGGAUCCUUUGAAUCUCUAAAAAUAACCAGAAUUACUGAGCUGAGUUAAAUUAAAUAUAUAGACACCAUUUUCUAAUAGGAAGUACUUGGAGUUAUAUGGAAAGGUAUUUUCUUCAGUUGCCAUUUCUAUGCAUCUUGAAUCUAUUCAACACAAUCAAGUGACAGUAUUGUUAACUCUCACAGCCUUAAGAAAAUUUAUUUUGUAGGCAUUCACUGUGAGAAGUAAAAUUGCUGCUUUGACAGGGGUGAUUCCAGUUUGCCAAAAGGCUUGCUUUUCUCCCUUUCACACCCCUCUGCUUUCUCCUAACCUGGCCAAGGGUGAAAUAAGUGGCUCACUUCCAACCUUGAUUUUUAUUUGGAUUCAGCAUUUUGGGUUUGGAAGGUCAUAAUAAAGAACCAUAAAGGGCCAUAUUCCUGUAUUUUAAUUUAUCUACCAAAAUCUACAGUUUUGAAGCCAGAAAGGCUAAGGUUCAGUACUGGAAGAUGAACUUUUUCUUACCUGAGGACAAAUUGGGGAAGGUGGGUCUGAUCUUUGCUGCUAGUACCAUUUGAAGAGACUGUCAUCCUUUACUUGAGGCUCCAUUUCUGACUAUGAUGUGUGUGCCUCUCUUGAACAAAGUCAUAUAGGAACCCCCAGAAACAACCCCUUGACCUUGUAGGGCCACAAGCAAAAGCAACCCUGGUUGUAUAUAGCCACUGACUCCCAAGGACUUGGCAUCUUGAUUUCUGCUGGCCUGUCUUGGGGUCAGCCUAAAAUUCCCACCCUUAUUCAGUGGCCAGUCUGGCCUGAACCAGGCCUGACAAACUUUUGCUCACUUGCAUCAUUUUCAUUCUGAGCCAGGAGGACUUCAGGUAGACUUUAAAGCCCAAAAAUGGCACUUGGUUUGGCCAGUGACAUUUGAUUUUUGUCUCCAUCUUGAUUUUCUGGCAUCAUUGGCCAAGUCACAUGAACUUUUUUUGAUCACUAAGAAAAACAGCCAGACAAGGCAUUAGGGAGGGUGGUUAAGGUGGGGGUGGGGGGGGGGUGGGGGGAGGAAUGCUUACGUAGGGUAGGAAGAAUGUGGAAGUAACUGUUUGGUUAUAGUGAUCCAGUCCAUUGGAACCUUAGGAGGCUUGUAUGGGCAUGUCAGUGCUACCCUUUCAGUCUCUAAGACCCCCACUUCCUUUGAAAUGACAACACAAGUAGACCACAGUUUAAAGUAGCUAGUGUAAUUCUACUAAGGUUUAAUCAUUGUUACUUGUUCACUUCCUAAUGCAUAUUUCCUAAAUAUGCUUGGGGUUUGAGGGCAGGGGGUAAGUUUUCACUGUUCCAUUGUAUGUCACUCUCUAUUAUUCUCCCUCUUGUGACUUUGGCAUCUUUAAUUUGACUUUCCACUUUCUUUCCCUUGGCUUACUGCAGUAGUCUGCUGGGGCAGGUAGAGCUCAGUGCACUUAUUCCCUUAUUACUGCUAAUUACCCUCAAUAUUGUCAGAGGUCAUUUUGAUGUUCUAAGAAGAUACAUUCAUUUUUUUUUUUUUUUACAAAAUCAUCUUUUCCAAGUUAAAAGCAAAGUAAAAUACCCCCUGUGCUAGGGUGCCCAUUUCAGCUUUUGACAUUGCCCUUGUACUUUUUAGAUGCUCUUUUGUCCGUGUUGGUAGUAACUAAUGACUAGUGAAUCUUCAUGUAAAUGAAGCAAAUUAAAUAUUUCAGAUUUUAUUAAUCUUUCAUAACCCUGCCAAAUCUGAUGACUUCAUUUUAGUUACUUCCCAGAAGACACCUCCCCUCCUUUUAUUUUAUUCUAUUCUCUUCUAUUUUUAGAAUAACAUACUAGGUUAAAGAAACUUUAACUGCAAGGAGUCAAUGAUUUUUAGUGCUCCCUGAUAAAUGAUGUUAUUGACAAAAGUAAAUUCUUCCAUUGUUUUUUCCUGUGUUAAUAUCUCUUCUCCUGUGCUCUUGACAGUGUAUUUAGUGGAUGGAUAAUAUGUAUUUCUCUUUCCCAUUCCCAGAUUCCAAAUUCCCUGCCAUUUUGGCCCACCUCACCACAAAAGCUCCAUAGUUUAUUAAUGUAAGUUUGAAUGGAUGCUUCUUAGGGGAACCUGCAGGAGUUUCUGGAAGUGUUUCAGAAAGGAAUGAAAAUGUCUCAGGAGUUCUUCUGUGAUGGAAAUUGGUCUGUUGUUCUGUUAAUGCUGAUGGAAAGAAACUUACAGUGCUUAAUAAAAGUCUAUUCUUUUAGUAAAAAAACUGAAAUAA
Messenger RNA from Acinonyx jubatus (cheetah), 8235 nucleotides. It is a transcript of the gene FAM120C, whose product is annotated as family with sequence similarity 120C. The transcript is spliced from 16 exons. The record is from RefSeq and is a predicted model, not a curated record. Gene Ontology annotation, cellular component: nucleus. NCBI's taxonomy places the organism in Eukaryota, Metazoa, Chordata, Mammalia, Carnivora, Felidae. Bases 352 to 3627 code for a protein of 1091 amino acids.